Molecule: messenger RNA, 2808 nt
Organism: Papaver somniferum (opium poppy)
Lineage: Eukaryota; Viridiplantae; Streptophyta; Magnoliopsida; Ranunculales; Papaveraceae
Product: pentatricopeptide repeat-containing protein At2g36980, mitochondrial-like
Exons: 4
Coding region: 282-2132 (616 amino acids)
Biological process (GO): RNA modification
Molecular function (GO): protein binding; RNA binding
Source: RefSeq, a predicted model, not a curated record
CUUAUAGAAACUGUAGUUAUACAGUUUGCACACACUUGGAUAGAACAUGUGAAAACACACUUAACCUGCACCCUCUUCAGUUAUCUAUCCUACACUGCACAUCAUUAGCUGCGGUAUUAGGAAUUUUGAAGAAGAAAAAGUGCGUCGGGACAAACUAAAGAAGUUUUUCUUCAUAGUCUUCUCCAAAAGAAAAAAUAUAUGCUUGUCUUAUUUGUUGAUUACUUAAAAAUGUGAAAACUAGCGUUCUACAGUCUUUCUCAGGAACAUACGAAAUACAUUCAAUGUUUCAAGUUACAUCAAAGAUUGUUGCCUUAGCAAAAUCAGGUAAAAUCACUUUGGCACGAAAGCUGUUCGAUGAAAUGCAGCACAGAGACACAAUAGCUUGGAAUGCAAUGCUAACUAGUUAUUCUAAAUCGGGUCUUUAUCAAGAUGCUUUAAGUUUAUUUUCCGAAAUGAGAUUUUCUGACACUCCACUGGACGAUUUCACUAUUACGUCUGCUUUGAGUGCAUGUGCUGAUUUGGGGGAUUUCUAUCAUGGAAGCAAAAUUCAUGGGCUUGUUGUUAGGUCUGGAUUCCAAUCUUCAUUACCUGUGUGUAAUUGUCUCAUUCAUAUGUACGGGAAAUGUUUGGUUCCUUUGAAUGCGUGUAGAAUGUUUGAAGAAAUCACUUGUCAAAAUGACGUUUCUUGGUGUUCUCUAUUGUUUGCUUAUGUGAAAAGUGGGGAAUUGGAUAGAGGGCAGUGGGUUUUCGAUAAUAUGCCAAAUCAUGUAGAAUUUGCAUGGAACAUACUUAUUGCUGGUUAUUCUCGAACUGGGAAGUUUGAGUUAUGUUUGCAGCUGUUUAGAAAUAUGAGAAAAACGGCAUCCAAGCCUGAUCUUUGGACGUUUACUGCACUUAUGAACGCUUGUGCUGAAUUACCCAAUUCAUACUAUGGUCGAAUGAUCCAUGGGUGCAUUGCGAAGACCAGAUGGAUAUCUGAAGUUGAAGUUAACAACUCCAUAUUAAGUUUUUAUGCUAAAGUAGGCUGCUGUGAAGAUGCAGUUAAGAUCUUUGAGUCAAUAGAAUCCCAUACCCAGGUUUCUUGGAAUGCAAUGAUUGAUGCUCAUAUAAAAGUUGGAGAUGUUCAUGAAGCUCUUGCUGUGUUUCAUCAAGCACUAGAGAAAAAUCUUGUUUCGUGGACUACUAUGAUUACUGGGUAUGCAAAAAGUGGCUAUGUGGAGAAGGCUCUUAGUUUCUUAGUUGACAUGACAAGAAACCUUCUUCGGCCUGAUGAAUUUACUUUUGGAGCUGUUCUUCAUGGAUGUUCUAACUUGGCCUUUGAAGGACCUGGUAAGGUUAUUCAUGGUUGUAUAAUUCGAUAUGGAUUUUGUUCACAUGCUUAUGUUGGAAAUAGCUUAGUUAACAUGUAUGCAAAGUGCGGAGACAUAGACGGAUCAACUCGUGCAUUCAGUGAUAUUAUCGAUAAGGAUUUAGUUACAUGGAAUACAAUGUUGCUCGGAUUAGGUUUACACGGACGAGUUAUUGAAGCUUUAAGAUUUUACGAGGAGAUGUUAGAAUCGAGAAUGAUGCCUGAUAAAGUAACAUUCAUUGGAAUGUUGAUGACUUGUAGUCAUUCAGGUUUUAUAGAAAAAGGCAAAGCGAUUUUUGAAUCCAUGGAGUCAAUUUAUGGAGUUGCUCAUGAAGCUGAUCACGUAGCUUGCAUGGUCGACUUGCUCGGAAGAGGUGGUUACUUACAACAAGCCAAAGAAUUGGUUGAAGAGCACUCUCACAAACUUCAGACCAGUUCAAACGAGACUCUACUUGGUGCUUGUGCCACACAUGGUCAAAUGGGACUUGGAGUAUCACUUGGGGAGGAUUUGAGGAGUUUGAAACCCGAAAGAGAAAUUGGGUAUGUGUUGUUGUCAAAUUUGUAUUGUGCAAAUGGUCUAUGGAAAGAAGCAGAGAAGAUAAGAAAAAUAAUGUUAGAACGAGGAGUGAAAAAAUCUCCUGGUUGUAGUUGGAUUGAAAUGAAAAACGAAGUUAUGGUGUUUGUUGCAGGGAAUGAAUCUAAAAACCACGAAAUGAAUGAAAUGUAUCAGAUGUUAAGAGUUCUAGAGUCUGAUAUGCGAAAUCCUAGUUAUUUUUGUAUUUGAGAAUUAUAACACUUCUUAUCGUUGUUGAAAUCCACAACCGAAACUAUGGAGUGGGAAGAUGAUGACAAUAUCCAACAGGUUUCAUGAUAAAGUUACAACAGAGUUGGAAUGGCUGGGAAGUCAGGAAUUAUCUCACGAUCUUGUUGCUGAGGUUGCUACAGGGUUGAAAGAUUUUGAUUGCAUCAUUGCUGGUCCAGAUCUGGGAUCCACAUUCUUCUGGGUAUUUCUUGGCUGUUCUUUACUCCAAAUGUAGACAGAGUAUACACGUCCUGUUCAGAGAGAGUUCUGAAUGCUGGAGUAAACAGUCAAGAUACUUCUGAGGAAUAUCGGUUGUUUAUAAAGCUGAGAGAGAUGCCAUGCAUCACUUACAUGCCAUCUCUCUGGCAUGAGGUGGGAGUUUACAACUUGAUACCAGUUCAAAUCCAAUACUUCUUGAGGAAUAGUAUGACAAACAGUUGAAGCCAGAGUUGGAUGACAUAUAAAUGUGUAUGGGUUGCGCAUUUGGGUGAUGCCAUGAUAGUAAGAAGCAAAGAAGGUAGGGGAGAAGAAGAAAAAACACUGGAUGAGAAGUGAUAUAAAGUCAGUGAUUGAUUGUUGGGGUAAGAUGAAAACAAAGUUCAUAAUGUAACCAAAUAUAACUGAAAUGUGAAAGCUACUGAAUUUCCAAGAAUUUGAU